Molecule: messenger RNA, 1515 nt
Organism: Symbiodinium pilosum
Lineage: Eukaryota; Dinophyceae; Suessiales; Symbiodiniaceae
Source: the annotation of a GenBank genome assembly
AUGCCGCCGGAUGGGCUGAGAAGACGUGUCGUGAGCUUCAAGUCGUUGGACAUCUUCCGCAGUCCAGCCAAAGGUAUCUUGCAGGAAGAAACGUGGCUGGGGGUUUCGGCAACAUUGGUCGCAGCGGUUCUUUGCUCCACCCUCCUGGCUUUGCAGUUGUAUGCGUUCCUGGAUAAUCAUGGCUCCUCUCGAUUGGAGAUCGAUUCUGACCAGAGCGAACUCUUGAGAAUAAGCUUCGAUCUUUCGAUCGCAGAUCUGUCCUGCAACUACGCAACUGUUGGAGUUUUCGAUGCUUUUGGGAAUGUCCGCUCCAACCUUACGCGGAAUGUCCACAAGCAGCCCAUCGACCACAAAGGGGCCCAUACAGGCCAAGCAUACAGUGACGAGGAACUCACAGAGCUCGAAUAUGCAGACCGCCCAAAGCUGUCGGCAGAAGAGAAAGCGCAGCUUGAUGCCGAUUGGCUGUCUGCAGGCGAAAGCGAUCGUGGGGAUGUUCAUGAUGCCUUGGAGGCGCACGACUUCGUCUUCGUGCUCUUCUGCAUUCGAAAAGCAGGGACUUGCAAGAUGAUGCUGCCAGCGUGGCAGCGGUGGUCGAAGGAUGUGAACGAAGGACGACUUGCCAUGAACGAUGCCGAUGGCACUCGUGCGGAUGCAUGGGCUUUGCAAGUAAACUGCGGGCAAGAAGGUUUUCCGGAGCUCUGCCAGGAGGAAAAGGUGGCGCGCUUCCCUUUGCUGCGUUUGUACCCACGCAGCGUGGCUGAGCGGGCAAAGGCACCGCAUCGCGACUUGAAGUUUGCAUUUCCAGCCCCCCUCCUAUUGGCGAUGGACAUGUUUGACGGGAUGCCAUUGAUGAUGGACCCCAAGAUGGUACAGCAGUGCUACGAUGCGUUCACGCGCAUCGCCACCGAUGUGGUGAAGGGCCGCCAUCUGCACACGCACGUCACGAAGCACGACAUUUUCAAUGAGGGUUGCCGUGUCAGUGGACAGAUAGACGUCCCUCGUGUUCCCGGCACGAUACACUUUCAUGCAAAGAACGGCGAAGACCAUGUUCUCAACACUGCUUUCACGAAUGUCUCCCACACCGUUCACAGCCUCUCGUUUGGAAGGCCGAUGGAUGCGGAAGGGGAACGCGAGGAGCUGAAGUCACAGCUUCCGGCUGGAUACGAGAUGCAGGGAGAACCUCUCAAUGGCAAGGUUUUCGCGUCAGGUCACUUUCACCAAGGAGCCCACCACUACGUCAAGAUCGUUCACACCCGCCUGGAGAGCAAUGACCAUGCCCGGCUCUAUCUCUACACGCACCAGUGGUAUAUGCAGACCUACCCUCGACAUGAGUCGCCGAAGGUCAAACUCUCGUUUGAUCUGGCACCGGUGGAGGUGGUGAUUUCGCAGCGUCGCCACUGGUACGAUUUCGUUACAACAACGCUGGCGCUUGUGGGCGGUGGGUUCUCAUGUGUGCAAAUGGCUUACUCCGUUUUCGAGGGCUUCUCAGGCAGCAAAAUUGCGCCGAUAGUUUGA